Messenger RNA from Spirometra erinaceieuropaei, 4106 nucleotides. The record is from the annotation of a GenBank genome assembly. Lineage: Eukaryota; Metazoa; Platyhelminthes; Cestoda; Diphyllobothriidea; Diphyllobothriidae.
AUGGAGGAUGAUCUCAGAAUCAGGCCCUUUCCUAUGGACGCUGGUUGCGAGGUUACCGUCAUCCAGCCUUUGUAUUUUCACGUCCAGAAACGACAUACUGUCUCCUACUGCCUCUUCGCGGGUAAAUUGUAUGGCCGGAAAGACUUCAUUCAGCCUCUGAUGUAGCCUUUCGACCUCGCGGUUCUUUAUCUCGACAAAGGUGUCGUCUACAUAGCGGAGCCACAUUUUGGGGUUGAGAGUGUGAAAAACCUCAUGCUCUAGUCGCUGUAGCUCUAGUUCGGCGAGUAGACCGGAUAUUGGGGAGCCCAUUGGACUCCCCUUCACCUGUUGGUAGUACUUAUUGUCGAACAUACAAUAGUUCUUAAGACACAGUUGGAGCAGUUUUAUAACGUGGUGCGCUGGGAUACCAACAGGAUUGUCCUGUAGCCGUUGGGCUACGCAGUCAAUUGCCAAGUCGUGCGGUAUAGAAGAAAAUAAGGCAACGACGUCAAAAGACAAGAAGCAUUCAUCAGUGCUUACAUUGAGGCCGUCGAUCCGGUUGAGGAAUUCGUGGGAGCUGUUAAUGCUUUAGCGAGAUCCGUGAGUUAGCGGCUUCAGAUGCUUGCACAGCCACUUGGCUAAAUUGUAGGUAGGGGAUCCGAUAAGCGGUACAAUAAUCAUCAGUGGGGCACCAAUUUUGUGAACCUUUGGGAGACCGUACGCGUGUGCGACAUGGGGAUCACUGAGGGACAUAAACUUUGAGUCAUCUGGACCUAUGACUUUCAGUCGAGCAAGCUCAUUAACCUUUUUCUUGAUGGCUGCGGCUUGCUUUUUCGUUGGGUCUUCGGUGAGAAUGGUGUAAGAAUCCGUGUCACUGAAGAUUAUAUUCGCCUUGUUGACGUAGUCAGUUUUGUCCAUGAUGACGGUAGCGCCACCUCUGUCGGCAGGUACAACAACAAUACUGUGGUCCGACGACGGGUUGGUGUCACCAAUUCGAAAAUUCACGAGCACAACUCGAUUUUUUCCGAAGAACCUCUUCCUUUUUCAUAUAUAUAUAUAUAUAUAUAUAUAUAUAUAUAUAUAUAUAAAUUAUGACAGUCGGCGCUCGCCGAUCAGGUUACGGAACAUGCUCGUUCCGUUGUGCCUUGGGGCUCAUACUAGAACCCUCGCAGGCAGUCGCACAGCGACUAGUAAUAGACAUAGAUGAGAUGAUACCGACAAAGACAAGGGAGACCGGAAUGGCCAUUUCUGGCUUAUUAGCCGUCGUAAGCCAGCCAUACCCAAGCCCGAAGUGUGGAACGCCCGAGCCUCGAACUCGCGACCUGUUGGUUUAUAAGUCCACGCCUCUACCUACCGAACCACGAGCCCGUUGCCCUGUCGGUUUUCGAUCGGGAGUUCGAGGCUCGGGUGUUCCACACUUCGGGCUUGGGUAUGGCUAGCUGACUACGGCUAAUAAGCCAGAAAUGGCCAUUCCAGUCUCCCUUGUCUUUGUCGGUAAUAUCAUUCUGCCUAUAUACAUAUAUAUCUAUACUGGCUAUCCCUCUCCAUGACCCGGUCCCUCGUAUUUGCACACGCACACCAAUGCGACCACUGUUUCAAAUGGGAUGACACCGAGGUCAUCGUCACGGCCAACACAAAACGGGCGAGAGAAUUUCCAGAGGCAUGGCACUCUAAACCGGACAGCAUCAACCGCCACGUUUACCUAGACGCCCAUUAUGAGGGCCUAAAAUCACGUCUCACUGAGCUGAGCCCCACGCCGCAUCAGCGGCUACCAAUCCAGGCGCCCACAGUUCCUCCAACUGACAGUUCUCCCUCCCCUCUAGCACGGGGAACCGUAACUGUUCUCUCGCCCCCAUCCGGCUCAGAACAAAACAUGACUCCCUGCACGCAUCAUUUCUCACACGCUAAUGGUCCGCCCAUCAAUGAUUGUUCUGCUGCGCCAACUAGUCUUUUGGGGUUGUCUAUAUAUGCAUAUACACAUAUAUAUAAUGGUAGAGGGCGUUCACCGAUCGUUCAUACGAAAAUCACACGUUCCGUUGUGCCCUACGGGCUCUCUCUCGAGCCCAACCAACAGCUGCACAGCGGCGCAUGAUAUAGGCUGUACGUUAUUACCGUCAGAGACAAUGGAGACUGGAAUAACCAUCUCUGGCUUAUCGGCCGUCGUCAGCCAGUCAUUCCCAAACCCGAAGUAGGGAACACCCGAGGCUCGAACUCGCUACCUGCUAGUUAGAAAUCCACGCCUCUAACAACUGGGUAACGAGCCUCGGGUGUUCCACACUUCGGGGUUGGGUAUGACUGGCUAACGACUGCUCAUAAUACAGAAAUGGCCAUUCCAGUCUCCCUUGAAUUUAUCGGUAGUGCCAUUCUGCAUAUAUAUGAUGCGUCGCUGUGCCGCUGUUGGUUGGGCUCCAUAGAGCCCGUAAAGCAAAACGGCUGCUGCAAUGCUGUGUGUCAUUCCGCGGUUCCAGCAUCACUGCGAUCUGCUACAUUACCAAGUAUGAUCUAAACCUGCUUGGUCUCGACUGGAUUGAACAACUUCGGUUGACCGAUAUGCCGCUCCACGUUCUUUGCAGUCAGGUGUAGAUUCCCGCUGGGCUUGCAGACCAAACCAAAGACAUUCUCCAACGGUUUGCUCCAGUGUUCCAAGACGGCCUGGGUCGUUGCACGUACACUCAAGCCGUGCUACAUCUGUCUCCUGGAAAUCAACCAGUCUUCCGUCCAAAGCGACCAGUCCCAUAUGCAGCCCUACCACUUGUCGAGGCUGAAUUGAAGCGUCUAGAGGAAUUGGAAGUUCUGGUUCCUGUAUCCUACUCCGCCUGGGCCGCUCCAAUCGUUGUGGUUAAGGAGCCCAAGGGCUCUAUCCGCAUUUGUGCUGACUUCUCCACCGGUCUCAAUGCCGCACUGACGCCGAACUGCUAUCCAUUACCGGUUCCGGCUGAUCUUUUCACCCUGCUGAACGGUGGCACUUGCUUUGCCAAGUUGGAUCUCGCUGAUGCGUAUCUGCAGAUCGAGGUCGUCCCAGAGUCGCGCGCAUUGUUGACCAUCAAUGCCCACCGCGGUCUGUUCCAAUACACCAGGCUGCUCUUUGGUGUCAAGACCGCCCCGGCCCUAUUCCAACAAACGAUAAACGCAAUGCUCUCCGGCAUCCCUGGCACAGCUGGGUACCUGGACGACAUCAUCAUCGUGGAUCGCUCCCCUGCCGAGCUGCAAGACCGAGUGUGUGCAGUACUCGAACGCGUGCAGGAAUAUGGCUUUCGGCUGCGGGCCGACAAGUGCCAAUUCUUCCUCGACUCUAUCAAGUACCUCGGAUUCGUUUUUGACGUCACUGGUCGCCAUCCAGACCCUGAAAACAUUCGGCCAUCCAACGGAUGCCUGUCCCCAAGAAUGUAUUGCAACUUCGUUCGUUUCUUAGCCUGAUCAGCUACUAUAACGCCUUCCUACCAUCGCUGCAUGACGUACGGGCCCCGCUCAACCGUCUGUUGCAGAAGGAUGCUCCCUGGUGCUGGUCCCCCGACUGUGAAAAGGCCUUCGCCCAGCUAAAGUCGAUGCUGAGUUCAGAUCUGCUGCUCACGCACUACGACCUGACGCUGCCGAUCGUUGUUGCUGCAGAUGCUUCCAACCACGGAGUUGGUGCCGUCAUCCCACAUACUUUUCCUGAUGGGUGUGAAAAGGCGAUCAUGCAUGCAUCUCGCACGCUAACCCCUGCGGAGAAGAACUAUGGGCAAAUAGAGAAAGAAGCUCUAGCCCUCGUGUUUGCCGUCAAGAAAUUUCACAAACUAUUGUACGGUCGCCACUUCACGAUGUUGACGGAUCACAAACCAUUGCUGUCAAUCUUCGGUUCGAAGAAGGGCAUUCCCGUCUACUCAGCCAGCCGACUUCAGCGAUGGGCAACCAUCCUUCUUGGCUACGACUUCGAUAUUCGCUACUGUCGUACUACAGACUUUGGUCAGGCUGACGCCCUUUCUCGCCUCAUCAGCAAUCAGCAGGAACCGGAGGAAGAUACCGUGAUUGCAGCUAUUUCGAUUGAGGACGGUGUGCGCCGUCAGCUAUCAGACGCCAUACGAGGUAUCCCUGUCACUGCCGCGGACAUCCGACGUGCUACUGAACAGGAUCCCAUCCUCCGUUAG